CCACGUCAUACAGACGCCAGGCGGAAAUAGCAGCCGGUACACACCCACGCUUCUUCACUUCAAUGAUGUUGCCCAGCCUCCUACACAGCUAGUACAACUGCCUGCUUGUCACUGUACGUUUCCGCAGUCUGGACCUUUCUACUGGACCAUCUCCUCUUGGUGUGAGAUUACAUCUUUACUGCAGAGAUUGUGAAAUGCUGCUAAACGAGACUCCACUUUUUGAGCCCUCCCUGCUUCAGGAGCUAGACUGGAGUAGCAACACUGCCUCCUUCUCUCCCCCCAUCUCCCCAUCCAGCCCAGGGGAGGGCCUGGUGCUCAGGCCGCUCUGUACAGCCGACUUUAACAGGGGAUUCAUCAAGGUUUUAUCUCAGCUCACUCAGACGGGCGAUGUCACACCAGAGCAGUUCACAAAAAAGUUUGACCAUAUGAAGAAGACAGGAGACUACUAUGUAGUGGUGGUGGAGGACACAAAUCUGGGACAGAUUGUUGCCACGGCAACAUUGAUCACAGAACACAAAUUCAUCCACUCCUGUGCUAAGAGAGGCCGGGUGGAGGAGGUAGUCGUCAGUGAUGUGUGCAGAGGGAAGCAGCUGGGCAAACUGUUAGUUUCAGUUCUUACUCUUCUCAGCAAAAAACUGAAUUGCUACAAAAUCACACUGGAAUGCGCAUCCAACAAUGUGGCUUUCUACCAAAAGUUUGGAUACACCGCCUCACCCGAGACUUACAUGCAGUGUCGAUUUUCCGACUGAGGACAACGGCAGCUUUAAACCUCCGUUUUGGGGGGGGGGGCAUGGACCACACCUUUAUACACCCGCUGACAUCAUAACUUGCAUUGACAAAUUGCCCGGAGAUGAAGUCGUGGUUGUGAACCAUUCCUGAAUGCUCAUCCAGAUUUCUACACACUUGAGUAAACAUAUAUGUAUGUUGAAGCGCUCUGCUCAGUCCAAAAUCAUCAUCCGCCCCUUUGGUAACCAAGGCUACCUCACCAGGGUGGCGCUCUGUCAUCGUCUUCCCCCACCAUCCAAAGAAAGGAAUGUCAGUUACUGUACACGUAAUGUCUUAUUUUGUUACAUUAUUAGUAAAUAAUCUGCUGUGUGCUAACAGAGAAAACAAAAAAUUAUGUCUGCGAGUACCGUGACAAGAUGGUACCAAAUUCAUUUAGAUUUCCAAAGCAGCUAAAUAAUUACUAAAUUAUUUACUACAGCUUCUCAAGUUUACUACAAAACCAAGUUUGCUGAAGGGAAUUACUUUAAAUCAUGAUUCAAACUUAGUCUCCCAGAUCUGUUGCGUUGAUCAUCAAGGGCAAGUCACCAAAGAAAAUCUGUUUUGUUUCUUUAAAUGUGAUUAGUUAUUAUUACUUUGGAUUUUACUGGGGUCGGUUUCAUUUUUCUAACAUGUCCUAUUUGGAACAAAGUGCUCUAUAUAUCUCUGCAGGAUUUUCUUUCUUUGACAGUGGUGUUGCUGGAAAGCUAUAAUGAAGGUUUGAAUACUACGAGAUAGGAAACAUUACUAUGAAGACUGUUAUAAUGUAUAAUAUUUCUAGCGAACAAAAAGGUUUAUAUUUUGUGAGAUUAGUGGUUUAGGAAUUAACUAAGGUACUUAAAGUUUUGUAUUUGGUAUCAUAGCUGUGAUAGCGAAUGAAACAUUUUGUGAUGGGGAAAUGGACAAAAAUAUUUUUUGUAAAUCAACUCUUAUUUAAGUUUUAUAAUUAUGCUGUUAUUCUGGAGAGCAUAUUUAAUGUAAUUUAUUUCCAAAUAUGUAAUAAUCACAUAAAGUAUUCUACCAUCU
Sebastes umbrosus (honeycomb rockfish) is the source of this 1788-nucleotide messenger RNA. RefSeq names its product glucosamine-phosphate N-acetyltransferase 1 (gene gnpnat1). The record is from RefSeq and is a predicted model, not a curated record. The transcript has 6 exons. Gene Ontology annotation, biological process: UDP-N-acetylglucosamine biosynthetic process. Gene Ontology annotation, cellular component: endoplasmic reticulum; endoplasmic reticulum-Golgi intermediate compartment; Golgi apparatus. Gene Ontology annotation, molecular function: monosaccharide binding; glucosamine 6-phosphate N-acetyltransferase activity. The coding region runs from base 195 to 749 and encodes 184 amino acids. Lineage: Eukaryota; Metazoa; Chordata; Actinopteri; Perciformes; Sebastidae.